AUGACGUCCCCCUCAACACGCCGCCUCCUCAAAGAAUCAACAGACAUCCACAAAAACCCAAGCCCCUACUUCACCGCCUCCCCAAUCUCCGACAGCAACCUCCACGACUGGCACUUCACCCUCACGGGACCCCCGAGUCCAACGCCCUACGCGAACGGCCUCUACCACGGCCGCAUCACCUUCCCACCAACCUACCCGCUCCGCCCACCAAGUUUCCGCUUUCUGACGCCGUCGGGCCGAUUUGAGGUGAACCGCGAGAUAUGCCUCAGUAUCUCGGGGCACCAUGAGGAAACAUGGCAGCCGGCGUGGGGAGUGCGGACGGCGCUGCUGGCGAUCCGGAGUGAGAUCAUGGGGGCGGAAAGCAAAGGGCAGGUUGGUGGGAUGGAGGGCAGUGAGGCGAUUCGAAGGGAGUUUGCAAGCGAGAGUCGGGGAUGGGUUUGUCGGGAGUGUGGGAGGAGUAAUGAGGAGGCUAUGAAAGAAUGGUGGGAGAUUUGUCGGGAGAGGGGGGUUAAGAUUGACGUUGAAGGGAGUGAAGUUGUAGGCGGGGAUAAGGAGGAGGAGGAUAAGAAGCAAGAAAAGGAUGAGGCAGAGGCUGAGAAGGAUGAUGGUCAAACCGAAGCUGUUCUUGAUGAGCCUGCAACUACGCCAGUCGCUCCGGCUUCAACAUCCGCCGUCUCUCCGACUCCUCCAGUACCUUCGGGAUCAAACUCAACUCCGGCAGUUGUCGCUUCGGCGCCCUUGACUCAAUCCAGCAUCCGCCCUCAUCCUACACCAACAACUCCUGCUCCCGUGGCUAUAGCUGCUAGAACUGCAGCUGCUAGCCAAUCCGAACCCGCGAACAGUCCCUGGUUGGACCGCGCUAUUAUUGGCAUCAUCUUUGCCUUGAUUAUCCUCGUCACCAAGCGGACAGUCAAUGUCGACGACCUCUGA
This is a messenger RNA of Penicillium brasilianum, 930 nucleotides long. NCBI's taxonomy places the organism in Eukaryota, Fungi, Ascomycota, Eurotiomycetes, Eurotiales, Aspergillaceae. The record is from the annotation of a GenBank genome assembly.